Molecule: messenger RNA, 1204 nt
Organism: Xenopus laevis (African clawed frog)
Lineage: Eukaryota; Metazoa; Chordata; Amphibia; Anura; Pipidae
Product: serine/threonine-protein kinase 3-like
Exons: 5
Coding region: 557-994 (145 amino acids)
Source: RefSeq, a predicted model, not a curated record
GUCCUGAAGCCACGAGUUCAAUUCUACUGAACACCAAUUUGUGUUUUUUUUUAAUCCUCUGGUCACCAAUAUAUUGUUCUAAUAUUUUAUAGGCCCCUGCCACCAAUGUUUUUUUAAAAAAAUAUUUUUUUGAGGCCCCAAUUUUUUAACUUGUAAGAGGGGCCCUGGUACCAAUGUUUUUUUUUAAAAAAAACUUUUACGGGUGGCGGGGCUUGGGUGCCAUGGGGCCCAGGGGGACCCUGAAAAUGUUGUUGUAUGGAGCCUCGUGAUUUCUAAUGGUGGCCCUGGUGGGGAGCUUCUGUGAAUAUGGAGUCAGGGGGUUUUAUAAUUCAGGUUUCUAUAUUAUUGUGAGUAAACAAGUUAUUUUCCAUUAAUAGAUUCUGUCAUUUCAGUCGACUUUGGAAAUAGCUGGGACCUGGACCCACAGACUGGAUUGUGAAACGAAGAGGAAGGGACUCCCCAUUGGAUGGCAACCGAGGCCAUAAGGCAGAAGGGCUAGCGCCUGGCAUACGACACCAAAUGUGACAUCUGGUCGCUGGGGAUAACCGCCAUCGAAAUGGCCGAGGGAAAAGCACCAUACGCAGAUCAAUACCCAGUGGAGCACCUGAUAAAAGAAGCCCAACCACCGAAGCUUCAAUCAAACAGAUGGUCACAACGUUUUGUGUCCUUCUUGGAGUCCUGCCUGAAGAAGGAUCCUUCGGAGAGAAGGAGUGCUGAAGAACUCCUGCAGCACCCAUUCGUCACCCAACUGCCACCUAAGAAGAUCAUCAGGGCUGAGAUUGGAGAACAUCUCCCGGCUCUGCCGAACCGGCCAGCCAAGAAAGGACUGAAGGGAGUAGCUCUCUGGACUCUGAAACAGCUGCGGCGUGCUUGUGACUUAUGCACACAGACAUCGGCAGAACAAGAAGCAACUCUGCAAAUGGCCCCUCCUAUUAAGGAAUCACAUGUUGAUCUUGCUGUCUCCCUGCUGCAUGGUGUUGCCCCCAUGCUUUAGAAUGAAGUAGUAGAAUACUCAUGCCCACUGACAUACAUGAGUAGGGGAAAUAGGAGACACUGCUCGUGGGAGUAGGCACCAAGAGGUUUUCACAGUCCAUUGCACUGAUUUAGGCUGGGUGCCAGCACAGUCCAGUCAGCUCAGAAGAGGCAUUAUACUGGACUUGUGCUGUGCCAGGCACAUUAUAAUACAUGGGUCCUCAGAAGGUCC